GGUGUGGCUGCCUGGGAGGUCAGGCUGUCCAUACAGAGAGAGAAUAAACAGGAAGAGGGCAUGCUGGCUGAAAGAACAGGUCAGAGUUAAUGAAGCCUCCCAGGCAGGGUGCGGAGCGGAGCGGCUCCCUCUGUUUUUGUGUGCGUGUGAGUGAGUGAACCUGUCUCUCUUUAUUUUCUCUGGUCUGUGUGUGUCAGUGGCAGCUCAGUGUGACCGCCAGGGAGGCCAGUCCAGUGAUGAGCCCUGCUGACACCCGGCCCUGCCAGCCCACCCAACACCCAGCUAAUUAGAAUAAGCAGAGCCAGAGAGCCAUGUUAGAGUUACUAUCUGCAGACUGUAGAGGGACAGAGAGAAUAACAGGAAAAAACACAUAGGAGUAGCCCUUACUGUUUGCUGCAAUACCCUGUUAUACAGUAAUGCUGACUAUGGUACUGUAUAGUGUGAAGCCGAUUCAGGGUAGUGGUGCUGUCAAUUUAUUAUUGAGAUGAAUGAUUUGACCCAUGAAUAUCUGUUAAACCUCUUGUGAUUCAUCGUAGAUAGAGAACUCAAUUGGGCCAGUAACCAAAAGGUUGCUGGAUCGAAUCCCCGAGCUGACAAGGUAAAAAUCUGUUGUUCUGCCCGAGCAAGGCAGUUAACCCACUGUUCCCCGGGCACCGAAGACGUGGAUGUCGAUUAAGGCAGCCUCCAGCACCUCUCUGAUUCAGAGGGGUUGGGUUAAAUGCGGAAGACACAUUUCAGUUGAAUGCAUUCAGUUGUACAACUAACCAGGUAUCCCCUUUCCCUUCCUUUCCCAAUAUGAAUACAAGUCAGCAUUGUGGAUUAGAGGUAGCCCUUGACAGUACACUGCACUAGCUAUUAGUGUUUUAUUACCUAGCACUCUGUAAUCCAAGGCUGGUCUGUACAGUACUCAUGGACUCUUUGCGGAUAUAGACUCCCACCAUACACUUUUUGGUUGUUUUGGUGUAAAUGCAGGUCGUCCAUUUGUCUGCAUGUCCGUCCGUAUGUCCUGUAUUGUGUGCGUGACUAGAGACAGGACAGUAGCACGCCUGUGCUGGUCUGUCCUUUAUCCUACCUUGAGGCAGGAGGAUGUUCUGUCUUUGUUUAUGGGUCACCUACAUGGAGCUGUUUGUUCUGCCUGCUCUUCAUUUCUCUACUCCUCUUUACUUUGAUGCUUUUGUUGCAGUGUCCCAAUUGUGUUAGUUGGGGUUUUUCCAUCCUCAUCACAGUUUUGUCAAUAGUAUAGUUCAUUCAGCCAUUUAUCCCUGAGCUAGUUUUGUUGGAUGUUUUAUAGGAUUGCAGGAAAUGUUAUAAAAAUAGAGAUAAAGAAAAUGGAAGUAUACCUGACAAAGUCACUAUUGAUGAGGACUAGAAAUAGAUUCAAAUUACACAUUCACACUUGAGGGUUCCCCAAAACCAGUGGGCUGUACCAAUGUUAAUAUGUUCAACUCUACGGGGGUGCCACUGCCUACGUUAAUAACUCUAAUAACUAUGGGGCUCCCCAGCACGCUAGAACACCCCUGCUACUGGAACAAUUCUUAGAUCAACCACUGUAGCUCCUCGGCUGCUUGUUUUAACAAUGGAGCAUGACAGUCCCUUUGUGAAGCACCUCUAUUCAAUGUGUGUUUGUUUCCGCCCAGGCUUGAUUUGAUUCAUGUUUUGACGUAAGAUAUUCAUCCCUGCUGAGUCCCCUCAGACACAACAACAGUAUCAUCACUGAGGCACAGCACACAGCCACACACUUCUCAGAGAAUAACACUUCCCACUGGGCACAGACGUCAAUUCAACAUCUAUUCUACGUUGGUUCAACGUAAUUUCAUUGAAAUGACCUGGAAACAACGUAGAUUCAACCAGUGUAGGAAGAGAGGCAUAGAGACACAUAACAAAUUGCUACUACUAUUGUGAGCAGCACACAUUUCCUCAAACCAUAAAAGAGAGAGGCACAUAAAGGAACAAAAACCCAUUUUCCCCAAACGUUCCAUUCUCAGAAAUGCUUCUCCUACGGUAUGCAGCAUUUCCAAGGAUGGAGCAUCCUAGGCUUAGUUCCAUCCUAGUAAAUCUGACAGCAAUGUUUGUGUAUGUGCAUGUGUGUGUGUGUGUUGACUAUGUCUAAACGCCCCUGCAGUGACCAAUUAGACCACGGGUCCGUUCAGUCAUAACGUGACCAGUGUGAGUCUGCUCUGUGAGGCUGUUUCCUGUCCUCUGUUCUCAACACACUGACUGGCUGGGCUGCUGGGGCCAGGACUCAUCAAUAACUUAGUAUCCAGAGAAGACAGGGAGUCCUCUGUUCGGCACUUUCAUUCUGUAGUGUCCCUGUACUGUCCCUGUAGUGUCCCUGUACUGUCCCUGUAGUAUCCCUGUAGUGUCCCCCAUCGCUCUGACGUGCCCACGGAGUCUCCUGUGAUGUCACCGUGUGACCGUGCUAAUGAUGCCAGCAGCUUUUUUCCAUAGAUCCCCCUCCCAACCACCCUCCUCCGCCCAGUUCCCCUCCCGGCCCACCUGACAGUCCUCUGGUCCCAGGGCAGACACUAUCUGGCUGAGAGAGAAAGUGCGUCAGCCAGCCAAUUUACAGCAGUCCCCAGUGGGUGACCUCCAGGAGAGAGCUAUGAGACACAGGAAGGGGAGGAAGGAGGGGAGGAGGCAGAAUGUGUGUGUGUGUGUGUGUCAGGGGAGGGGGGAGUGUUGUUGGUGCGUGUGCGUGCGGCGGGUGUGUGUGUGUCCGUGUGUGUGUUUUGUGGGGUGUGGGGGUGUGUGUGUGUGGGGGGAAAAUGGAUUGCAAAACAGAAGAAGGGGACCCUGGCCAGACUCUUAUUUUCUACCCCAGACUGUUUCCCUGGGUUACUCUUGGGUGAAAAUCCCAAAACCCCCUGUACUUAUAAAAAACUCCCAAAAAUCAUACUGUUUUUCCUUUUCCACAGAGCAGGAAAAACUGACUUCUUCAAUGUAAAAUGGGCCAAAAAAAGUAGGCCAAGAAAUCAAUAAAACCCAUCUGGGGGCCCGCAGCUAGGGAAUUUACCUAAACCCCCCGGCAGCCCAUUAAGCCUCAAAGGGAUAUUUAAAAAAAUGGCUUUUUGGGGGGGAAACCUCAGGAAAAGAAAAGGAACCCCCCCAAAAAAACCCCUCCCUUUUUUUCUUUUUUUUCUUUUCUCCUUCUUUUCCUUUUUUUUUUCCUCUUUUCCCUCUCUUCCUUCCCCCCAUUUCCCCUCCUUUCCCUCUUCCUUUUUCCACCGUCUCUCCCCAGACGCUAUCCUUUCUCAUCUCUAUCUCGUUUCUCUUUUCCCCCUCUUCUUUUGUAUUUCUUUGUCUCCCGAUCAAAUCUCAAACUUUUAGCUUGAACAUCUCCCCGCCUUUCCAACAAGAAGAUCAGCCGAACCAGCUUGUCCCCACUCUCUCUUCCUCAGGCGGCUCUUUCCUUCCCCAGAUCAUCCUUGAUUACUCCUUUAUCUUACUAUGCUCCAUACCGUAUCCUCAUCAUCUACCACUCUUACUUUCUAUCAGUUAUCUCUCUAUCUACUCUCUCUCUCUCUCUCUCUCUCUCUCUCUCUUCUCCUCUCUUCUUCUAGAUUCUCUCCCUCUCUUCUCUUUCCACUCUCCUCCAGUCUUUGUGUGUCCGGGCACACUGCUGCGGGUGCAGGCGGCCAGCUCGCUGCAGGAGGCGGAGCAUCAGUCGGGGGCGUGGUGUAAGGACCCCCUGCAGUCAGGUGACCGGCUCUAUGUCAUGCCUUGGACUCCCUACCGCACCGACAUGCUGUAUGAGUACGCCUCAUGGGAUGACUUCAGACAGAACCGCGCCACCACCACCUACAAGUGAGCACCGCGACCCCCCCCCCCCCCCCCCCCCCCCGCCAGUUCACAUCAAAUAAUCCCUCUGCCUCUGCAUUGAUUUAUUUGAAUACUGCUGUAGAUGGAUGGUGAAUGGCAGUGUGGGUUCCAAUGGGGCCCUGUGGUGAUCUGUGGACCACUGGAGGGGCACCUCAGGGGUCGGUGUGAAGUCCAAUUAAUUUAGUGAAAUAAAUGUUUUUUCUUGUGCUCCAUGGGAUUGAGAAGUAUGAGAACCACUGGUAUAAUGUAUGUGGUCAUACUGUUGGUCUCUUUGGAUAUGUGCUUAUGGGUUGAGCCGGUCACAGCCCAAAAGCUCAUUGGUUAUUGCUUCUCUUGUUAUAUUCUGACCACCCACUUCUUCCCCUCCUAUAGGUUGCCGAACCGUGUUGACGGCACAGGCUUCGUGGUGUACGAUGGCGCCGUGUUCUACAAUAAGGAGCGCACACGCAACAUGGUCAAGUAUGACCUGCGCACACGCAUCAAAAGCGGCGAGGCCAUUAUCGCCAACGCCAACUACCACGACACAUCGCCCUACCGCUGGGGUGGGAAGAGCGAUAUCGACCUGGCGGUGGACGAGAACGGGCUGUGGGUCAUCUAUGCCACCGAGUCCAACAACGGACGACUGGUGGUCAGCCAGGUGGGUGGAGGAGAGGAGAGGAGGAUGAUGGGAAUAGAAGAGGGAGGAGAGUAAGAGGGUGAUGGAGGUGGAGUGGACAUUUCUAAGCUCAACUAAAGUCGGCCUAAUUGAUUUGUUUGUAUAUUUGAGGAGAGAAAAGGUCAUAAAUACACUUUUUUGUGUUUAUCACCAUAACACCAGGAUGGAAAGUUUAAGAAUCGGUGAUAUUCUACAGUUUCUUCUGUAGUUUGAGUAUGGUUACCUUCAUCCCCUCCCUCCUCCUCCCAGGUGAACCCGUACACCCUGCGCUUUGAGGGCACUUGGGAGACCAGCUUCGACAAGCGGCUGGCGUCCAACGCCUUCAUGGCGUGCGGCGUGCUCUACGCCGUGCGGAGCGUCUACCAGGACGACGACAGUGAGGCCGGCGGGGACCUGAUCCUUUACGCCUACAACACUAACCGUGCCCGGGAGGAGCCCGUCCACAUCCCCUUCCCUAACCCCUACCAGUACGUCUCCUCCGUGGACUAUAACCCCAGAGACAACCAGCUCUACAUCUGGAACAACUAUAAUGUUCUGAGAUACCCACUGGAGUUCGGACCACCGGACCCCACCACUGGUGAGUCAACGCAUAGAGUCUUGAGAUGUGUGUGUACAGUGUACCUUUAUUUCUGGUAUAACUUGUCCAUUGAUGUCAGUUGUAGUGGGAUAUUUGCACAAAUGCAAAACACCACCUGUUCGCCCACUUGUACUUGCCUUGCAUUUUCAGAUGAAUUAUCCAUUGUGUUUUGGGUGAAUAUUUUAGCUACGCAGCCUAGGAGAGAGAGAGAGGAGAGAGAGAGGAGAGAGAGAGAGAGCAGAGAGAGAGAGAGAGAGGAGGAGAGAGAUGAGACGAGAGAGAGAGAGAGAGAUGAGGAGAGAGAGAGAGAAGAGAGAUGAGAGAGAGGGAGAGAGAGAGAGAGAAGAGAGAGUCUUGAGAGAGUGAUGGUAGAGGAGAGGGAGUGGAGAGAGGAUGAGAGAGAGAGAGGGAGAGAGAGAGAGAGAGAGAGAAGAGAGAGGAGAGAGAGAGAGAGUAAGAAUUCUGUUACAGAUGAGACAGGAUCAGUGUUAAUCCAUUCCAUUUUGUUGGUUACUUGCGUGAGAGUGGAGGUCUGUCUAUUGCUCUCUCUCUCUUUGUCUCUCUCUCUCUCUCUUGUUCUCUCUCUCCCUUCUCUCUCUCUCCUUCUCUCUCUCUCUCUCUCUCUCUCAUCUCUGUCUCUGUCUUGUCUCUCUCUCUUAUUCUCUCUCGCUCUCUCUCUCUCUCCCCGCUCUCUCUGGAGAGGGUAGCUGAUAGGAAACACUAAAGGGUAAUAUAUAGAUAUAUUAAAGCUUUGAUAUACUCAAAAGUAGUUUGUGCCAUAAUUAUUAUCCUGAAAACUUUUGAACUGAACUUCUGAGAGAUAUGCAACAUUUAUGUGCCUUUCUCUCUUUUCUUCAUGCUCUGUUUUUGUCUUUGACUUUCUCUAUUCCCCUCUCCCAACUUUCAUUCUAUCUGUUUUAUUUUAUUUCCCUUUUUUUUGUCUCUCACUCUUUUUCUAUUUGAAUCUUUGACUUUAUUUUGUCAUCCUCAAUUAUUUGAUUUAUAAAUGUGCUUUAUUGUGUGUUUUUAAACUAAACUAAAUCAAUCCCCCCCCCCACGUAUCUCUCUCUUUCAGGCCCUCUGACGACCACUCAGGUGACCAGCACCACUCCAGCCCGACCCUUCACCUCCAGUUCUAGUCCUGCUACCACCCGCCCCCUGGCCCCCACCUCUCACCCCAUUGGCGCUAUCAACAAGGGCCCUGACCUGCGGCCAAUCACAGCUACCGUACCAGUCACCAAGCGGCCACCCCGCCCGCCCGUCCAUGGCCCGGAGCCCCAAGUGUGUGAGUCCAGAGUGGCCAGAGGGGUGCAGUGGCCCUCCACCCAGAGAGGAGAGACUGUGGACCGCCCCUGUCCUAAAGGAUCACUAGGUGAGGAUUGACCUGCUCAGCGGGACUAUCACUGUGUGUUUCCUAUGUAUCCGUGUGUGGUUAUUUGAAUUGGUGUGUGUGGUUGUGCGUGUGUGUGUGGGGGGGGGGGGGGGGGGGGGGGGGGGGGGGUUUGUUAGUUUUUGUACGCGCUCACGUACACAUGUGAAUACACAUUCAUAUGUGUGUGUGUAUUUCUGCGUGUGUGAGUGCACAUGUGGGUGUUUUCCAGUGUCUCUCUGUUUCAGUGUGUGUGUAUGUGUGUUUGUGCUACAGCUCUUGUUUUUCCCCUGGCUGGCUGUGUUGUCUCCCCCUCUCCUCUCCUGUCCCAGUGUUGGUCUCAGCAGCAGGGUCCCAGAGGACUCCCUCUACAUGAAAGCCCGUCCUUCUCUCUUCGCCUCUCCAAAUGAAAGAGUCGUCUCACAGCGGAACAGGGAUAGCCAAGUGAAAGUGUGGAAUAAUGAAAUGAAAGACUGAACAAAACAGGAUACAUCUCCCUUCAUGCUAGCUUCUAUAACUCCAAACAUGCAAGCAUAAAAUAUCCCUCUCUAGUUCUAGAAAAUAAUACAAUAUAUUUUACCACCACUUCCCCUCCAUCUCUUUUUGCUUUUCUGUGUUCUCUCUCUCUCUCUCUCUCUCUCUCUCUCUCUCUCUCUCUCUCUCUCUCUCUCUCUCUCUCUCCCCCCCCCCCCCUCUCUCUCUCUCUCUCUCAUCUCUGACAACAACAGUAACGCUAAAUUAACAGCUGGCUUAAUUGCCAUGUCUUGGCAGAGCUUUCAAACCCAAUCUGCGCUAGAUGGAGGAGAGGAGGGAGAGAGGGAGGAGAGGAGAGAGGGAAAGGAGGGCACAUGAAAUGCAACGCCACGUCUGCUCUGAUUCCUCUCCUUCUUUUGUCUCCCUCUCUCCCUCUUUUCUCUCUCCCUCCCUCUCUCUUCUCCCCUCUCUUCUGUUGUUCCCUGUUUGGAGCUGUUUGUGUAACGGCAGUGGAAAGACCCUUCCCUGGUUGAUCCCAGUGUGUUGUCCUCUCUCUGAACUCGCCUAACUAAACAGAAAACUUAGCUGAAAACGAGGGGUGGUGGGAGGUCCCUCCCUCGAGGUGUUAUUCUCGCAGAUGAGAGACGAUGCCUGAUGGCGCCGUCUUUGGUGUGUGUGUGAGUGGAGGGGUGUGUGUGUGUGUGGGGGGGGGGGCUGUAUGUUUGUGUGUGUGUGUGUGUAGCGCACGUUUGUGUGAAUUUGUGUUCCUUUAAAGCCAUGUACUUAUAGCCAACUCAUUUGAAAGCUACCCCUCCCUCCCUUCUCCUUCUUUCUCUUUCUGUCCUACACAUUAUUUCAUCUUUCCACUUCUGCCCCAUUUUCUCUCACACAUUUCCUCCUCCCUCCUCCCUCUCUUUUCUCUCCUCCGCCGAACCACUCAAAGUAUUGCAUAUUUAAAGUUAAUUUCAUUUUCUCUUUUUUAUCUAUCGUACUCUUUGCACUUUUCUUUUUGUCUUUAAAAUCUAUUUCUCUGUAAUUGCCCAAUACCUAAUGCUUAUUAUCUCUCCAUCCCUCUCUUCCUCCCUGGCCCUCCCAGGCAUCGCCUCGUUCCAGUGCUUGGCGGCUCCGGUCAUGUGGAACCCUCGGGGCCCUGACCUCAGUAACUGCACCUCUCCCUGGGUCAACCAGGUAGCCCAGAAGGUAAGACCUCCACCUCUACUAGUCCCUCUGUUGGGGGCCUCUGGCCCUGCCUCUGGCCCUGGGUGUCUGUGUCCAUAUGCACAUUGCCAUUAGCAUGUCUCCAAGGCUCUCCUGAUUAAAACCCAUCACCACCAUAUCACUAAGGUUUUCACUCAUUAGAAUGACUCAUUUCAACUACAUCCAUAUUCAAAUGCAUCCACUCUUCAUCCUCCAUUUUCUAUAGUUAGUCAUUCACCCUAUGGAAGGCCAGUAUGGUCAAAAUAAUGAAAAUACGUCUAUUUUUAUUGAGUAUAUUUAAAGUAUAUUUAAAGAUAAUGGAAUUACAAUAAUUUUUAUUGAGUCUACUCCGCACCCUCAACUUACCACUGUCAACCAGCAACCCCCAACACACACUCCUCAGUGUAGUACCUAGUAGUGGAAAUGUGUGUGUCUCUCUGUGUGUAGAUAAAGAGUGGUGAGAAUGCCGCCAACAUAGCUGGGGAGUUGGUGAACCACACACGGGGGCGGAUCCACGCUGGUGAUGUCAGCUCGUCAGUGCGUCUGCUGGAACAGCUGCUGGACAUACUGGAUGCCCAGCUUCAGGCCCUGCGGCCCGGCAACAAGGAGUCAGCCGCACGCAACUACAACAAGGUAGAAGACACACACAUGUGCAGACACACACCACAAACAUACAGAUAUACACGCACACACACACACAUACACACACACACAUUCACACUUAAACACACAGACAUAUUCACACACACUCACAGACAAACUGAACUGGGUGUUUAAAAAUGCACGCUAACAGACCCAUAGUGUAUAGAAUCCCUCUAGACUUGCAGUUUGUCAUUGACAUUGUCUUGGUAUUACAGUACAGUAUAGAAGUGUACAGUAAUUCUAUUGUCCUCCCUCCUCUCAGCUCCAGAAGAGAGAGCGGACCUGUCGGGCUUACAUCCAGGUAACUUUCCCCUUUAAUCCCAACACUUUAAAUGGGGACAAUAUCUUCUAGCCUACCAGUGUACUGACUACGGAGAAUCAUGUGGGAAAGAUAACCACUAGCCUAUAGUAUAUGUGUGUACUGUAUAGGAUUUCUUUAGGCUGAGAUAUAUCAUGUCAUGUGUUUAUAAUCAUUCUAGUUGCUGGUGGAGCGCAGUGCAAGUGGUGUGGUGUGUGUGUGUGUGGUGUGUGUGUGUGUGUGUGUGUGUGUGUGUGUGUGUGUGUGUGUGUGUGUGUGUGGUGUGUGUGUGUGUGUGUGUGUGUGUGUGUGUGUGUGUGUGUGUGUGUGUGUGUGUGUGUGGUGAGUGAGUGUGUGCAUGCACUGUAUGGCUGAUAUCUCUCUGUGGAUGCUUCAUUGAAAUGUUGUUGUAAUAUUUCCUCAGGCUGCUAGUUGCUUUGUAGUGUUCCUCAUGUUCAUAGUAUAUCUCUGAAAUGUGGGUCGGAGUAAUAGAAGAGAAGUAAUGUUUUUGUGACAUAUUUCGGCUAGGUUUCACUGUAAUGUUACUAUGGCUGUAUGAGCCUUGGCUGUGUAUGGUUCAGUAUAGUGUGAUAUAUCUGGCUAUGUGUAAGCGGUAAUUUGAUAGUAUGAAAUGAUCCUGUGUGUGAUAUCAUAGUAUGUAUGAUGUAUUUCUACAUAUGAAUGAUUUAUUUUAUUCUGCAGCAUAUGUGUUCCUUGACCUGUCUGUUGUGCAUUGGAAUAAAAUACAUACAGUGGUCGAUCAAUGCAAAGUAUGCUGUGUUGUAGUGUGUAACUAGACCGCCCUUUUUUAGCAUUGGUUGUACUGUAGCUUAUGAAGCAACAUAGGUGUAAUACACUAUAUGGUAAAUAUAUAUAGAAUGCUUUUAAUAGGUUUAGUGUAAGGGAAAAUGUAUGGUGAUUGUGUAAAGAGCAGAGAAGUGUAACUGUAAUUCUCUCCCUUCCACUGUAAAAUGGAGAAUAAUCAUUUGACCCUGCACGUGUCAUAUAGGCCUGUAUAGUACAAGAGAAUCACACAAUGAAUCAAACAUGUAGGCUUGUAUAGUACAAGAGAAUCACACAAUGAAUCAAACAUACAGGCCUGUAUAGUGCAAGAGAAUCACACGAUGUAUCAAACAUGUAGGCUUGUAUAGUACAAGAGAAUCACACAAUGAAUCAAACAUACAGGCCUCUGUUAUAAAUUGGAUAACAGGUCAACCGUCUACUAUAAGAGUAGAGCAGCAGUUAAUGUAUUGUACAGCAGUAGCAUGUGUAAUGUAAUGCAGUGUAAUACAGAAGUGUUAACCUUAGCGCCCCCUCUGUGUUGCCAGGCGGUAGUGCAGACAGUGGACAACCUGCUGCGUACAGAGGCUCUGGAGUCAUGGCAGGACAUGAACACUACGGAGCAGGCCCACACCGCCACCAUGCUAUUGGACGUCCUGGAGAAAGGAGCCUUCCUAUUGGCCAACAACAUGUACGGCAACCUCUUCACUGACCGGGCACCCAAUAUUGGUAAGAAACAGGGGGAAAUGGAAGCAGUGGGGUGCAUGCAUGUGUGUGAUUAGUAAUUGUAAUUACUAGCAAUAGUAAUUACAGUAGAUGUGUGGAUAGGUGUAGAGCGGGGCAUGCUCAAUAUCCUGGCAAAGCAGAAUAACUCUAACCCUUUGUUCCCACGUGCCUGUGUGUGUAUCUUAGAUCUGGAGGUGCACGUGUUGAACACAGAAAUGGACCUGCAGGACUUGUCCUUUCCUCAGAACUACGUGAGCGACAGCACCAUCCAGCUCUCUGCCUCCACCAUCAAACAGUACAGCCGCAAUGGUCAGUAACCUUAUCACGGUCAUCACAUCACAGUCAAAUCCUACAGCGCUCCGGUCACUUCAUGACCUGAUAUAUGGGCUCGGGGAUCUCCCGGUCAAUGCGAGUCUAAAGUAAUCUGCAUGCGGUUGACCAAGUUAUUGGUUCAUAAUAACAGGCCAAUCAGAUUAAUAAAAGCGCUGAGACCAUUUCUUCCUUGAUGGUUUCCUAACAGCGCUCCUAAUAGAAUAGCUGGAGAGGCGUGUAAAUGACUAUCACCCACAGCCUGACAGAGCAAUCUCAGCUCUCUCUCUCUCUCCCUCGCUCUGUCUCUCCACCAUCUUAUCCCCCUCUCUCAUCUCUUCUUCCGCUUCAAGCCCCCCCCCCUCCCUCCCUCCAUUCCUCCUCUCGAUCUUGAAUGCUGAGGGAAUGUUCAUCCCUCCACAUAAAUCCCCUCUUUCCCCCGUCAAAUAACUUCAUCUUCUACCCAUACACUCUCCUCCUCCACCCUUCCUUCCCCUUUCUGUCAGCGCUCGGCUCUGCAGUGGGAAUGAGAUUAGAAUGAUUGAAACAAAUGCACAUGAAAAAUUCAUAUGGAAUAAUAGGAGAUCUGUGAAUGGUGAGGAUGCAUGGUAAUUCCAUGACGCUACAACAAUUAGGAAGGUGCAGUAAGGUUGCCACCAAGUCACAAAUGAACGGUGUUACAAUUAAGCUAGUAGAAUGUAGAUACGAGAAGUCGAGAGAGACUCGAGAGAGAGGGAGAGUGCACGGUCAGACGAUAGAGAUAGAGAGAGAAUCAGCAGAGAUCGAGUAGCGUUCGAUAGUCGCCUACUCGAUCUUCGUAGGCUCUAUAGAUCUCUCUUCAUUCACGUCAUCCACUCUCUAUCUUCUAAUCUCUCUUCUCUUCUCAUCUCUCUCUCUCUCUCUCUCUCUCUCUCUCUCUCUCUCUCUCUCUCUCUCUCUCUCUCUCUCUCUCUCUCUCUCUCUCUCUCUCUCUCUCUCCCCCUCCAGGCCAAGUCAAGGUAGUGUUUGUUCUCUAUAAGAACCUGGGCUCCUUCCUGUCUACGGAGAACGCCACGGUGAAGAUGGAGCUGGAGGCGGCACCGGGGGAGCGAGGCUUGGCGGUCAACUCCCACAUCAUCGCCGCCUCCAUCAAUAAAGAGUCCAGCAGAGUGUUCCUCACUGAGCCGGUGGUGUUCACACUCAAACACUUACAGGUAAACACUUACAGAUACAUGUAAUACGCUUACACACUUACAGAUACAUGUAAUAAACUUACAUACUUACAGAUACAUGGAAUUCGCUUAGAUACUUACAGAUACAUGGAAUAUGCUUACAUACUUACAGAUACAUGGAAUAUGCUUACAUACUUACAGAUACAUGGAAUACACUUACAUACUUACAGAUACAUGGAAUACACAGCUCAUAAUAAUGUCCGGAACGUAGCAGAUGGAAUUGCAUCAAACACAUGAAAACCAUGUGUUUGAUGUAUUUGAUACUAUUACAUUAAUUCCACUCCAGCUAUUACAAUGAGCCAGUCCUCCCCAAUUAAGGUGCCACCAACCUCCUGUGACUCACACACAUACAGUCCCAUACACACAAUACACUCCCAUACACACAAUACACUCCCAUACACACAAUGCACUCCCAUACACACAAUACACUCCCAUAUACACAAUGCACUCCCAUACACACAAUACACUCCCAUACACACAAUACACUCCCAUACACACAAUACACUCCCAUACUCACAAUACACUCCCAUAUACAUAAUGCACUCCCAUACACACAAUACACUCCCAGAUACACAAUACACUCCCAUACACACAAUACACUCCCAUACACACAAUCACUCCCAUACACACAAUACACUCCAUACUACACAAUACACCCCAAUACAAAUACACUCACAUACCACAAACACCCAUGCACUCCAUACACACAAUACACUCCCAUAGACAAUACACUCCCAAAUACACACUACACUCACAUACACACAAUACACUCCCAUACACACAAUACACUCCAAUAUACACAAUACACUCACAUACAAAUUACACUCACAUACACUUGCAUAAACAUAAAUGUACAUUGACAUAAUGUACACAUACAGGAGGUUAAACACUACACCACACACUGUACUGUAGUAGACAAACAAGGCCAUUCACAUACUGUAUACACUGAGAACAUCCAACACUACGUCCCCUACACUGUACACACUGUGCUGUAACUGUACACAUGCAUUACAAUAUAUUUCACCUCUCACCUUUUCUCUCCCACAUAUUUGCCAACUGUCUAUAUAUGCUGUAUUUUCUUUCCCUGCCAUCUGCUUGUACUGUAUAUGAAGAUGUUUAAAUGGAUAGCAGCACUUUAUGUUUCUUAUUUAUGUGUGUGUGUUAUUAUAAAGCCUGCGACAGAACCAUUUACCUUGGGUCUCAAGAAAGUUAAUUCAAUUAUCUCCACCCUCUCUCUAUCCCCCCCCCCCCCCCCCCCCCCUCUCUAUCUCUAUCUCUCUCUCGCUCUCUCUCUACCUCUAUCUCUAUCUCUCUCUCUCUAUCUCUAUCUCGCUCUCUCUCUAUCUCUAUCUCUCUCUCUCUAUCUCUAUCUCUCUCUCUCUCUCUCUAUCUCUCUCUCCCUCCAGUUGGAGAACCACUACAGUCCUAACUGUUCGUUCUGGAACUACUCGGAGCGGUCGAUGACAGGCCAGUGGUCGUCUCAGGGCUGUAGACUGCUGGACACCAACAGCACACACACCACCUGCUCCUGUUCCCACCUCACCAACUUUGCUGUGCUCAUGGCCCACCACCAGCCUGAUGUAGGUCCAGUGGAUAUUACACACGUCCAAAAAUGGAUGUAGCAACUGCCCCUUUAAACUAAAUAAAAACAAUUAAAGUGGAUGUGAAAACUAACUGAAACUAAACUGAAUUUGAAAACAAAUUCUUAAAACUAAUAGAUAUAAAAAUGUAUAUAAAAACACAAAACUAUAAUAACCUUGGCACACACACACACACGUACACACAAACACACACACACACACACUUACUCAAACUACUCUCCUUCAAUCUCUCUCUCUCUUUAUUUCUCCCUCCCACUCACUCUCACUUACAAAUUCAUGUCCUGCAACUCCGACUGACAUUUACUUGAAUUUGAAUGUCAUGUAUUUUUUCAGGAUGUCUCGUCUCCUUGUCUCUACAUUUUAGCUGAAUGUGAAAACAUUUACAAAUAUAAAACUCUCUCUCUCACUCUCACCCUGUCCCUCCUUGUCUUUCUCCUUGUCUCCCAUCGUUCCUACCUCCCAUCCCUUUCCUCCCUAUAUCUCUCUCCCCCACCCAACCCCUCUUCCUCCCUCUCCACCCCCACCAUUCCUCUCUCCACAGUACCCGGGGAGGAUGCAUGAGUUGAUCCUGUUUGUGAUCACCUGGGUGGGCAUAGUGAUCAGCCUGGUGUGCCUGGCUAUCUGCAUUUCUACCUUCUGCUUCCUGCGGGGCCUGCAGACCGACCGCAACACCAUCCACAAGAACCUCUGCAUCAACCUCUUCAUCGCAGAGCUCCUCUUCCUUAUCGGCAUCGACAAGACCCAGUACCACGUGAGUAGGGGAGAGGAGAGGGACAGAGGGACAUGUAUCCUGGUCCCAGAUCUGUUUUUGCUGUCUUGUUAAGUCAUAAAGACAUUGUCACAUGGCAUGUGAAAGAACUGAUCUGGGGCCAAGCUAGGGGGCAAGUGCCUCGUACAUGGAACACCUAAUACAGGACAGAGAGACAUGUGCCUCGUACAUGGAACACCAUUAGACAGACUAGAGGGGAAGUACUUUUCAUUAUGGACCAUGAAAAUGUAAAGGUCCUCCAUUAUGGGUCUUGAAUGACCAUAUGCUGUCCUUUUCUGGAUCUUACUCACCUUCCUUUGUUAUUUUCCCUUUGUCUUUCACUCCUUUUCACCCCUCUAUUUUAAAACUCUCUCUCUUUGUUUUCUUUCACUCUUUACUCUCCCUCUCGUUCUUUCUCUCUCUCACUCCCUGACCUCCCUCUGUCUCCCUCUCCUUUUUCCUUCUCUCUCUGUCUCUCAGAUUGCCUGUCCGAUCUUUGCUGGGCUGCUUCACUUCUUCUUCCUGGCUGCAUUCUCCUGGAUGUGUCUGGAGGGGGUGCAGCUCUAUCUGUUGCUGGUGGAGGUGUUUGAGAGCGAGUACUCCCGCAAGAAGUACUACUACCUGUGUGGCUACUGCUUCCCAGCUCUGGUGGUGGGCAUCUCGGCAGCUAUAGACUACCGGAGCUAUGGGACCAAGAAAGCGUACGUGUGAAGCAGUCCCUUUUCACCUGCAGAUUGAGAGACAGGAUUAUACUAGUUUAGACUGCCUAGACUAUUCCCCUAACUGGGAAUGUAAUAUGGAGUGUAGUGUGAAGAGGAUUGUUGUCUUCCCCCCCAUGGACAACGGUUUUGAACAGAGUUAGCCAAAGUCUGCUGAUUAGCUUCUAUAAGAUAUCCUCAGAGACAGGGGAUUUGUGUUUGUGAUGUGUGUGUGUGCGUGCGUGUGUGCGCGCGUUUGAAUGUGUAUUUGAAGGGUAUAACUGAAUAUUUUCCUAUGUCCCAUGUGUAGGUGCUGGUUGCGGGUGGAUAACUACUUCAUUUGGAGCUUCAUUGGCCCUGUGUCUUUUGUUAUUAUGGUACAGUCAUUCAUUAUGAUGCUAUUAUGACCAACUAUAUUACAGUACUUGUCAUUCAAGCUACUUACUUAUUUACUUAAAAAAUUAAGACCGGAGUGUGUUCUAGGAUUCCAGUGAGGGUGUUGUAGAGGUGUGUAACCGUUGACCUCCCCCCCCCCCCCCCCCAGCUGAACCUGGUGUUCCUCAUGAUCACUGUGCACAAGAUGACCCGCAACUCCUCCGCCCUCAAACCUGACUCCAGUCGCCUCGACAACAUCAAGUGAGUCCCUCUCAGCAGAGGUUAGGAGUCAGUGAAGCCUCACAGGUCAUGUGAUCAGGGCAUUGGCUGUAUCAGUGAGACAUGGAUUGGAAAUGGGAAAUAAUGAAGGUAAUGCAGAAUAAUGUUUGUCAUAUUGUCCAGACUGGUCUCAUAGACUAGAAGUAACAUAGUAAAUCUAAAUCCGGGACACUUAAAUUAGUAUGAUAUGUUACAUUUGGUAUGGUUACAUAAGACAGAAGGUUACUUAGGUAGGGUGGUUGGUCGGGGUUGAUGGGUGGACAAAUAACACAAAUGUCUAGCAACCCAAAGGUUGCAUAUUUGAAUCUCAUCAUGGACAACUUGAGCUAAUUAGCAACUUUACAACUAGUUACUACUUUUUUAGCUACAUUGCAACUACUUAGCAUGUUAGCUUACCCUUCCCCUAUCCCUAACUGUAACCCUUUUAACUAAACCUAACCUUAACCCUUUAACCUAACUCCUAUCCUUAACCAUAACCAUAACCCCUAACCUCAAAGCUAGCUAACGUUAGCGUUAGCCACCUAGCUAACGUUAGCAACAACAAAUUGGAAUUCGUAACAUAUCACAUGUUUUGCAAUGAUGGAGAUCCACAAAUGAAACCAUACGAAACGUAACAUAUCAUACUAAAUUCAGUGUCUCGGAUUUACGUACAGUAUAAUACGAAAUGCUCUGAGACCACGUUAUAUUGUCAUAACAAUGAGUCAUUUUCAAAACAGAUAUUCCUGGUAGUAGGUUCAAAGCCGGUACAGAUGAGAUAUAUGCACCUUAAGGUAAAACAGCCAUGCUGGGUAGCGGGUUAGCUUCGGUCUGUGUGAGUGGUUUCAUUGUGAUGCUAAGCUAACGUUAGCAUGCACUCUCCUCCCAGGUCGUGGGCUAUUGGGGCCAUCGCCCUGCUCUUCCUGCUAGGUCUGACCUGGUCCUUCGGCCUCCUAUUCAUCAACGAGAACACGGUCAUCAUGGCCUACCUCUUCACCACCUUCAACGCCUUCCAGGGCAUGUUCAUCUUCAUCUUCCACUGCGCCUUGCAGAAAAAGGUAACUCAAACGCUCACAUGUCUAAAAGUGACCUUUUCUAUUGAGUAAACUAAGCAUAACAUUUUAAAUAGACAUGAUGGAAUAUAAUGACAAUCUGCAGCCUGAUUUAUGUUGUUACUUUCCCUUAUUAAUGCCUGUGAGAAGGAGGUGAUUAUUUAACCUAAUUUUAAUUAAACAGGGUAAUUAUACAUGGUACAUCACUAGGUGCACUAUUCAGAGCUCUGUCUAUUUGAAAUGUUAAUUUGCUCAGAGCAUGUGUGUCUUUGCGUGAUGAAAAUCUUGCCCUAAAAGGUCUGAGUCCAUAAAUUCAGAAUGAGUGCGAUAUGUGUGUGUGUGUGCAUGCAGGCGUGCGUGCGUGCUUGUGUAUAUUAGUAAUGCGCGUGUUGACUCAUAACCCGCAGUCCCCACGGUUAUAUCUGCAGGGUGGGUGGGUUUAGGGUCAUGAAAUAUUGUGUGGCUGAAGGGCUGGUGGGUGGCGGGCAGGUUGAAUAAAGAGAAACAGUACCUUAAAAAUUCCAUAAAUGUAUAAUUAUUGUGUAAUUUAUAUUUAUAGGCUACAUUGAGGAUUUUCUUUAAUUGUUUUAGGCUAUCUGGCAUUAGUGUGUAAGCCUUAGGGCCUACCUGUACAUGCAUCUAUAGCCUACAUGCCAAUCGCCAAAUGCUUUUGGGAACGGGUAGAAAAAGUUCACUUCGAUCCACGGAGGCAAAAAGAACAAUGUCGGAGUUAAUUCAGUAAGAGAAAAGCUGCGAAAUGGAGAGUUGAAAAUAAAGAGAAGGGAGGGCCAGAAAAGUCAUGUUUGGGAAAGAUUUGAAGUGGUAAAAGAGGAUGAUAGCAGUGCCGGCUAUGUUAUGUGUGAUGCGGCAGGUAGCUUAGUGGGUAAGAGUGUUGUGCCAGUAGCCGAAAGGUCGCUGGUUCUAAUCCCCGAGCCGACUAGGUGAAAAGUCUGUCGAUGUGCCCUUAAGCAAGGCACUUAACCCUAAAUGCUCCUGUAAGUCGCUCUGGAUAAGAGCGUCUGCUAAAUGACAAAAAAAAAAUAAAAAAAAAAAAUGCUUGUGAGGCGCUAUACAAAUUCGACAGUCAUAAGACGAGUGUGCAAAACUGUCAUCAAGGCAAAGGGUGGCUAUUUGAAGAAUCUCAAAAAUAAAAUAUAUUUUAAUUUGUUUAACACUUUUCUGGUUACUACAUGAUUCCAUGUGUUAUUUCAUAGUUUUGAUGUCUUCACUAUUAUUCUACAAUGUAAAAAAUAAAGAAAAACCCUUGAAUGAGUAGGUGUGUCCAAACUUUGGACUGGUAAUGUAUAAUGACAGAAGAGAAGAUGUAUGUAUCUAAUUAUAGACAAGAUGACUAACUAACAGCCUACCAAAUGUCGGAAAAUAUAAGCAGAAACAUAUCUAAAUCAAGCAACAACAAAAAGUCCUGCACCCCCUGUCAAAAAAUUGUUCUGCCAUCUCUGACUGUAGCCUACAGCGCAUUUUCUAUAUUAGCGGAUUAGGGUCCGGUGCAGAUUUUCACUUUAUCACAGUCGGGCGGUUGUGGAUGGGUUUUUAGCAAUUUUGGGCAGGUGCGGGUGAAAAUCAAAUCAAAUUGUAUUGGCCACAUGCGCCGAAUACAACAGGUGCAGACAUUACAGUGAAAUGCUUACUUACAGCCCUUAACCAACAGUGCAUUUAUUUUUAAUAAAAAAGUAAAAUAAAACAACAACAAAAAAGAGUUGAGAAAAAAAGAGCAGAAGUAAAAUAAAAUAACAGUAGGGAGGCUAUAUAUACAGGGGGGUACCGGUGCAGAGUCAAUGUGCGGGGGCACCGGCUAGUUGAGGUAGUUGAAGUAAUAUGUACAUGUGGGUAGAGUUAAAGUGACUAUGCAUAAAUCAUUAACAGAGUAGCAGCAGCGUAAAAAUAUGGGGUGGGGGGGGGGGCAGUGCAAAUAGUCCGGGUAGCCAUGAUUAGCUGUUCAGGAGUCUUAUGGCUUGGGGGUAGAAGCUGUUGAGAAGUCUUUUGGACCUAGACUUGGCACUCCGGUACCGCUUGCCGUGCGGUAGCAGAGAGAACAGUCUAUGACUAGGGUGGCUGGAGUCUUUGACAAUUUUGAGGGCCUUCCUCUGACACCGCCUGGUAUAGAGGUCCUGGAUGGCAGGAAGCUUGGCCCCAGUGAUGUACCCUCUGUAGUGCUUUGCGGUCGGAGGCCAAGCAGUUGCCAUACCAGGCGGUGAUGCAACCAGUCAGGAUGCAAUCGAUGGUGCAGCUGUAGAAUUUUUUGAGGAUCUGAGGACCCAUGCCGAAUCUUUUCAGUCUCCUGAGGGGGAAUAGGCUUUGUCGUGCCCUCUUCACGACUGUCUUGGUGUGUUUGGACCAUGAUAGUUCGUUGGUGAUGUGGACACCAAGGAACUUGAAGCUCUCAACCUGUUCCACUACAGCCCCGUCGAUGAGAAUGGGGGCGUGCUCAGUCCUCUUUUUUUCCCCUGUAGUCCACAAUCAUCUCCUUUGUCUUGGUCACGUUGAGGGAGAGGUUGUUAUCCUGGCACCACACGGCCAGGUCUCUGACCUCCUCCCUAUAGGCUGUCUCAUCAUUGUCGGUGAUCAGGCCUACCACUGUUGUGUCGUCGGCAAACUUAAUGAUGGUGUUGGAGUCGUGCCUGGCCAUGCAGUCAUGGGUGAACAGGGAGUACAGGAGGGGACUGAGCACGCACCCCUGAGGGGCCCCCGUGUUGAGGAUCAGCGUGGCAGAUGUGUUGUUACCUACCCUUACCACCUGGGGGCGGCCCGUCAGGAAGUCCAGGAUCCAGUUGCAGAGGGAGGUGUUUAGUCCCAGGAUCCUUAGCUUAGUGAUGAGCUUUGAGGGCACUAUGGUGUUGAAUGCUGAGCUGUAGUCAAUGAAUAGCAUUCUCACGUAGGUGUUCCUCUUGUCCAGGUGGGAAAGGGCAGUGUGGAGUGCAAUAGAGAUUGCAUCAUCUGUGGAUCUGUUGGGGCGGUAUGCAAAUUGGAGUGGGUCUAGGGUUUCUGGGAUAAUGCUGUUGAUGUGAGCCAUGACCAGCCUUUCAAAGCACUUCAUGGCUACAGACGUCAGUGCUACGGGUCGGUAGUCAUUUAGGCAGGUUAUCUUAGUGUCCUUGGGCACGGGGACUAUGGUGGUCUGUUUGAAACAUGUUGGUAUUACAGACUCAGUCAGGGACAUGUUGAAAAUGUCAGUGAAGACAUUUGCCAGUUGGUCAGCACAUGCUCGGAGUACACGUCCUGGUAAUCCGUCUGGCCCUGCGGCCUUGUGAAUGUUGACCUGCUUAAAAGUCUUACUCACAUCGGCUACGGAGAGCGUGAUCACAUAGUCAUCCAGAACAGCUGGUGCUCUCAUGCAUGCUUCGGUGUUGCUUGCCUCGAAGCGAGCAUAGAAGUGGUUUAGCUCGUCUGGUAGGCUUGUGUCACUGGGAAGCUCGCGGCUGUGCUUCCCUUUGUAGUCUGUAAUAGUUUUCAAGCCCUGCCACAUCCGACGAGCGUCAGAGCCGGUGUAGUACGAUUCAAUCUUAGUCCUGUAUUGACUCUUUGCCUGUUUGAUGGUUCGUCAGAGGGCAUAGCAGGAUUUCUUAUAAGCGUCCGGGUUAGAGUCCCGCUCCUUGAAAGCGGCAGCUCUACCCUUUAGCUCAGUGCGGAUGUUUCCUGUAAUCCAUGGCUUCUGGUUGGGGUAUGUACGUACGGUCACUGUGGGGACGACAUCAUUGAUGCACUUAUUGAUGAAGCCAGUGACUGAUGUGGUGUACUCCUCAAUGCUAUCUGAAGAAUCCCGGAACAUGUUCCAGUCUGUGCUAGCAAAACAGUCCUGUAGCUUAGCAUCUGCGUCAUCUGACCACUUUUUUAUUAACCGAGUCACUGGUGCUUCCUGCUUUAGUUUUUGCUUAUAAGCAGGAAUCAGGAGGAUAGAGUUAUGGUCAGAUUUGCCAAAUGGAGGGCGAGGGAGAGCUUUGUAUGCGUCUCUGUGUGUGGAGUAAAGGUGGUCUAGAGUUAUUUUUUCCUCUGGUAGCACAUUUAACAUGCUGGUAGAAAUUAGGUAGAACGGAUUUAAGUUUCCCUGCAUUAAAGUUCCCGGCCACUAGGAGCGCUGCCUCUGGAUGAGCGUUUUCCUGUUGACUUAUGGCCUUAUACAGCUCAUUCAGCUGACUCGCGCUUACUAGUGUGUAUGUAUGCGUGUCUACUGCUUACAUGCGUGUGUCUAACCCAUGUUUGCCCUCUCUCUCCAUUCAGGUCCAUAAGGAGUACAGUAAGUGUCUGCGUCACUCAUACUGCUGCAGCCGUACCUCCACCACCAGCUCCCACGGCUCCCUGAAGAACUCUGCCCUGCGUGCCAACAACCGCUACUACACUGGUAGCCAGGCCCGCCAUGCUGCCGCACACAGACAGGUCAGUGAAUGGCUAUCACACACACCACACAGACAACACACACACACCACACACACAACACACACACACCACACACACAACACACACACACCACACACACGUGCAUGCAUGCAUGCAUGCACAGACUCUAAGGGACCACAUGCUUACAUGGGUACACCCACAGACCACAUCAUGCCAUACACAAACUCACAGAUUACGGGUACACGCACCAAUCUACAAAGUGUAGGCCUAUCCCAUACUUAAUUAUUUUUGACAACACUCCAAACACACACACACAAGCUAUGUUGACACACCAGCUAUCACACGCUUCACAAAUCUAAUCAGAAACCUUCAUCUCUAUUGGAUCAGACUCCAAUUAUUGUUUACCACGUCUCAAUCUGAUGUUGUUUGCCUGUGUGCAUUAACUUGUUUAUGUUAGUAUGCCUCACAGAGUUACAGUAUCAUAUCAUAUUGUUUAUUCCUGUCUGUAUGUCUGUCUGUCUGUCUGUCUGUCUGUCUGUCUGUCUGUCUGUCUGUCUGUCUGUCUGUCUGUCUGUCUGUCUGUCUGUCUGUCUGUCUGUCUGUCUGUCUGUCUUGUUUUUCUUCACUGUGUGCUUCUCUUCUCCGGCGUUCCAGAGUCGGAUCCGCAGGAUGUGGAAUGACACGGUUCGGAAGCAGACGGAAUCUUCCUUCAUGGCGGGAGACAUCAACAGUACUCCUUCACUCAACCGUGGUGAGACCCCCCCACCACCUUAACCCCUCUCUAACCCCCCUGCUGUCUCCCUCUCCAAUCACGCACACCUCUAUGGCAGGCUCAUCAGGACAGACAGACAGACAGACAGACAGACAGACAGACAGACAGACAGACAGACAGACAGACAGACAGACAGACAGACAGACAGAAUGAAGUAGGAGCACCGCUGAGUCUACUGUCAGAGAGAGAGAGUAAGGAAGAGGUGCCAGUGUACAUUGACACAAGCAAUAGCCUGAGCAGACGGUGGCAUACCAUCGCCGUGGCAGCCAUCGUCAUGGGGAUCAGAAUUAUCUGGGAGGGAGGGAGGGAGGGAGGGAGGGAGGGGAGAGUUGAUGAUGACAAAGAGGUAGUCGCUAAAUCAACCGUCACUCUUUAUGUUAAUUUCAUCAAUUUUGUUUUAAUGAACUGAUUAGCGUACGAGCUGGCUGGGGGUAAUUAGUCUUAUUGAGGAGAGUGACAGGAACGGUGAGGGAGGGGGUGCGAGGAGAGGAGGAGAGUAAUAGGAGAGGAGGGGAGGGGAAGGAGAUUUGCUUUCCUGGGACUGACAUCAUGGAGGAAAAAGUAUACACUGAGUAUACCAAACAUUAGAAACACCUUCCUAAUAUUGACUCUUCAAGGUGUUGAAAGCAUUCCACAGGAAUGAUGGCCCAUGUUGACUCCUAUGCUUCCCACUAUUGUGUCAAGUUGGCUGGAUGUCCUUUGGGUGGUGGACCAUUCUUAAUAAACACGGGAAACUGUUGAGCGUGAAAAACCCAGCAGCGUUGUAGUUCUUGACACAAACUGCUGCGCCUUGCACCUACUACCAUACCCCGUUAAAAGGCACUUAAAUAUUUUGUCUUGCCCGUUCACCCUCUGAAUGGCAUACAUACACUAUCCAUGUAUCAAUUGUCUGAAGGCUUAAAAGUCCUUCUUUAACCUGUCUCCUCCCCUUCAUCUACACUGAUUGAAGUGGAUUUAACAGGUGACAUCAAUAAGCUUUCACCUGGAUUCACCUGGUCAGUCUAUGUCAUGGAAAGAUCAGGUGUUCUUAAUGUUUUGUAUACUCAGGAAGAAGGGAUGAAGAGAGGAGAAGGGAUAGGUGAAGGACGGAUAGAGGAGGGAUAGAGCUAGAGGGAGAAACACAAAACAAAGGCACUGCCAAGUGAAGUCCUUUCUUUUCCCGAGCGUUUGAGAAAAGUUUGUCAUUGUUGGCAGAAAGCGAAAGAUGGCAGCUCCAUUCGAGAGACAGAGAGAAAGAACGAGAGAGUGAGAAAUAAAGAGAAGGAGAGACGCUAUCAUGGAGCAAUAAUUAAAUGGGACGAAUCUCGGCGAGAGCCGCAGUCUUCGUUGUUAUCGCUGGCAUCUCUUAUCUCUUUGAUUUCCCCACUUAACUUCUUUAUCAACUUGUUUCUCUUCAGACAAUAGUGAUCUGUCCAGGAGACAAGGCGUGAUGAGGCUUCCUCCUCUCUGAAUGAAGCUCCCCAGCUUCCUCAUGCCUGCCCUACUUUCUCUCUCCAACACUUAAAAGUUGUUGUUUUUAAAUUGUUGACAGGAUAUUCCUCCGAGGUGUUUCUGGACAGCUAAUCCUGAGUAAUUUGGUGUUUGUGUGGAGAGAGACAGGGAUGAGGGAGAGAGAGAGAGAGAGAGAGAGAGAGAGAGGGAAUAAAAGAGUGACUGUGUGCGUGAGGUAGAGAGCAAGAGAAAGAGCAGGAAAGUAAGAAUUGGAGAGUGAGUGAAUGAGGGAGUUGAUGGGUGAAUGAACGAACAAAGAAAUGAAUGAAUGUGAGUGUUUUAGUGUGAAAUUCUCUCUGUGAAUUUCUCUCUUUCUCAUUGUCUCUGUGAUAGAUGGUUUGGUUGAGACCUGAUGGUUGCACUUCGCCAUAGACCACUCUCCGUCAUGCUGUCCUAUUUUUAAUUUCAUGGCAUUUCUAUUCGACCGCCUGGGGCUGAAGCCAUACAUGGGCAUUAUAGAACAUUCUCAAUGUUCCAUUUCUUUGAAUUAUAUUUGUCUAAAGGUGGCAUUCGCAUUUCACUGUGAAAUGAACUGUGUUUCAAUGACUGCACCCUCUGACUACGUAAUGAUAUGCAUUAGUAUUCCCCCUUCAACGACGUUGGAAGAUACAGAACAAUAUUCCAAAUGGCAACGCUGCCUACAAACAGCACCUUUCCACUGAAAAUGUAUUUUACUCAAAGGUUACAAUAGCAAGGUAUAAACAUUCAGGGGUGUACUGUGAAAUGCAUUACCCUGUAAAACAUUACUGUGACAUAAAUAUCCCUAUCGAUUUGAAUAUGAAUGUAACAUAUUUUUGAAUAAACUGUAAAUGGCCUGUAUUACUAUGUAUAAUGUUUAUUAUGUAUUAUAUUUAUGUAUUUUAAUUAUAUUGUCUAUUAUAGUUUUGUAUUAUCAUAUCAAAUGUUGUUAAUAUACCAAAACAAACCUAACAAGAUGUUCAUGGUAAAGUAGAUGUUUAUGAUAAAGUGGAUGUUUAUGGUAAAGUGGAUGUUUAUGGCAAAGUAGAUGUUUAUGGUAAAGUAGAUGUUUAUGAUAAAGUUAAUGUUUAUGGUAAAGUCGAUGUUUAUGGUAAAGUAGAUGUUUAUGGUAAAGUCGAUGUUUAUGGUAAAGUCGAUGUUUAUGGUAAAGUCGAUGUUUAUGGUAGAGUCGAUGUUUAUGGUAAAGUAGAUGUUUAUGGUAAAGUCGAUGUUUAUGGUAAAGUCGAUGUUUAUGGUAAAGUCGAUGUUUAUGGUAAAGUAGAUGUUUAUGGUAAAGUAGAUGUUUAUGUUUUAUGAUGUUGUCUCCUCUUAGCCACCAUGGGAAACCACCUCCUGACCAACCCAGUGUUACAGACCCGUACCGGCACCUCUCCUUACAACACCCUGCUGGCUGAGAGCUUCACUCCCCCUUCUCCUGGGGUCUUCAACUCCACCGGUAAGUAAACCUCAGUGUGUUUGUGUGUGUGUGUGUGUGUGUGUGUGUGUGGUGUGUACGUGUACGUGUGUAUGUGCGUAGUGCGUGUGUGAACAUAUAUUUUCUUAUUUUUUGCAUAUAAAUAUUUUUCUGUUUGUUAGCCUUUUUCUGCCUCAUUGUGUGUGGAGGUAGGAAAGAGUGUGUGUGUUUCACUGGUGGUGAGUCUAUGUAUCUGUCAGACGGAUUCAGCAGUAGAGAGAGAGAGAGACGUGCCUAUUGCCUAGCCAUCUGGCCAGGUCUCUAAUCCUGCCUUGUUGAUAUGAAGAAGCAGAAAUGGAUUAGAAGUAAAGCUUCAUCUGUGACUGAAGGAGAAAUCUUGGGGACAGCUUCCCUUCUCAGACUCUCCCCGGAUUAUAUGUGUUAUAUACAGUUGUAAUGCUGUAAUAAUGCACUGAGAACAGCAGCAGACAGCAGUGGCUAGAGUAAUUGGGACAGUGGACUCCAUUCAGAUUCAUUUAUCUGAUUUGUUAGUAGUAGAGCAAUCUAGAAUACUCUCAUAGUACUGUAGGUCUUAAGUAGUAGAGCUAUCCAGAAUACUCUCAUAGGACUGUAGGUCUUAAGUAGUAGAGCUAUCCAGAAUACUCUCAUAGUACUGUAGGUCUUAAGUAGUAGAGCAAUCUAGAAUACUCUCAUAGUACUGUAGGUCUUAAGUAGAAGAACUAUCCAGAAUACUCUCAUAGUACUGUAGGUCUUAAGUAGUAGACCUAUCCAGAAUACUCUCAUAGUACUGUAGGUCUUAAGUAGUAGACCUAUCCAGAAUACUCUCAUAGUACUGUAGGUCUGAAGUAGUAGAGCUAUCCAGAAUGCUCUCUCUGUCCUCCCUCCUCUCUAUCUCUCCUCUAUCUGUGUGCUCCGUCCCUGACUGAGAGUGAGUGUGCCAGCCAGUAGAGAGUUACUAUAGUAGCAGCCCACUGUGUGUCGUCGUAGAGGCCUGAAAUUGUAGACAGCGUCUCUGUUUAAUAAUUUAAACACUCUCUGCACAAUGCGUCAGGCAGCCUGACGGCCACAGGCUCCGGCUCAGCAGCGGCGGGGACAUUUUUAGAACCCUGAGAGGAGAGGAAGUAGGAAGUGUACUUCAUUAGAAUGUCUAAUUAGCCCUUCCCCCACCACCACCGCCAUAGCAACCGCCGACGAGUCUUGAUUAAAAUCAUACCACGCAUUAAAAAUUAAACCCACACCGAGCCGCAGUCUAACGCGGAUUCUCUUAGGGUAGCCAGGCCUCGCCAUGCCUCUCGUCUUGAUGUGAUCGCUCUGUGAUGGCAAUUUGGGGGUGAAAUCACAACAUCUUUUGGUGUGUUGAAAGGCGCGUCGUAAAAUAAGCAUUACUGCUACUUCAUGAAAUGGUGGUGCAUGCAUUAUGGAUGCACUGAAUCACAGGCUCGCAGACAGCAGAAUAUAUCCCAGUGGAUUCUCUGUGUGUCUGUGUGUGUGUGUGUGUGUGUGUGUGUGUGUGUGUGUGUGUGUGUGUGUGUGUGUGUGUGUGUGUGGUGUAAAUGAUGGUGGAUUAUCAUGUCAAAACUACAAGUUGUGUGUUUGUUUAUGAGGCAGUGUGUGUUUGUGUGCCUGUGUUUUAUUAAUGAUUUAUAGAUGAUUUACACUAGUUGACUGACAGGAGGUUCAGUUUUGAAGCCACCGCGCCUCCAUCUUGGCACACACCCACCGUUGUAAUAAAAGUAUUUUGGAAGCUAUAGAAAUGCAUUUAUUAAUGUCUACAUUUGUUUUUGCCACGUGUAUUAUAUUACAGUCACCUUAUUGCAUACUUUUACAUUAUAUUAUGUGAGCUAAACAUAUAUAUAAUUUUUUGUUCUAACAUUACUGUCCCCACUACAACAACAAAAUACUUAAAAAUACAUGUAAUUUUGUCCGUGAAACAUUGAAUUGAAAUACUGGAAAAUUCCAUUCAUUCCUAUGAAGGACUGCUUCAUCUGGGGAGUGCCAAUAUGGCCGACCGGUGGCUUCAAAGCCUCUUACUGGCUAAUACAUUGGUUUGUACAGUGCCUUCGGAAAGUAUUCAGAACCCCUUGACUUUUUUCCACAUUUUGUUAGGUUACAGCCUUAUUCUAAAAUUGAUUAAAUGUUUUUUUUCCCUCAUCAAUCUACACACAAUACCCCAUGAUGACCAACUAAAAUUAGGUUUUUAGAAAUGUUUACAUAACUAUUCAGACACUUUACUCAGUACUUUGUUGAAGCACCUUUGGCAGCGAUUACAGCUUCGAGUCUUCUUGGGUUUGACGCUACAAGCUUGGCACACCUGUAUUUGGGGAGUUCCUCCCAUUAUUCUCUUCAGAUCCUCUCAAGCUCUGUCGGUUUAGAUGGGGAGUGUCGCUGCACAGCUAUUUUCAGGUCUCUCCAGAGAUGUUCGAUCAGGUUCAAGUCCGGGCUCUGGCUGGCAAGGACAUUCAGAGACUUGUCCCGAAGCCACUCCUGCGUUGUCUUGGCUGUGUGCUUAGGGUCGUUGUCCUUUUGAAAGGUGAACCUUCGCCCCAGUCUGAGGUCCUGAGCGCUCUGGAGCAGGUUUUCAUCAAUGAUCUCUCUGUACUUUGCUCCAUUCAUCUUUGCCUCGAUCCUGACUAGUCUCCCAGUCCCUGCCGCUGAAAAACAUCCCCCCAGCAUGAUGCUGCCAUCACCAUGCUUCACCAUAGGGAUGGUGCUAGGUUUCCUCCAGACGUGACGCUUGGCAUUCAGGCCAAAGAGUUCAAUCUUGGUUUCAUCAGACCAGAGAAUCUUGUUUCUCAUGGUCUGAGAGUCAUUAGGUGCCUUUUGGCAAACUCCAAUUGGGCUGUCAUGUGCCUUUUACUGAGGAGUGGCUUCCAUCUGUCCACUCUACCAUAAAGGCCUGAUUGGUGGAGUGCUGCAGAGAUGGUUGUCCUUCUGGAAGGUUCUCCCAUCUCCACAGAGGAACUCUAGAGCUCUGUCAGAGUGACCAUUGGGUUGUUGGUCACCUCCCUGGCAAAGGCCCUUCUCCCCAAUUGCUCAGUUUGGCCAGGCGGCCAGCUCUAGGAAGAGUCUUGGUGGUUCAAAACUUCUUCCAUUUAAGAAUGAUGGAGGCCACUGUGUUCUUGGGGACCUACAAUGCUGCAGAACUUUGUUGGUACCCUUCCCCAGAUCUGUGCCUCAACACAAUCCUACAGACAAUUCCUUCGACCUCAUGGCUUGGUUUUUGCUCUGACAUGCACUGUCAACUGUGGGACCUUAUAUAGACAGGUGUGUGCUUUUCCAAAACAUGUCAAAUCAAUUGAAUUUACCACAGGUGGAUUCCAAUCAAGUUGUAGAAACAUCUCAAGGAUGAUCAAUGGAAACAGGAUGCACCUGAGCUCAAUUUUCGAGUCUCAUAGCAAAGGGUCUUAAUACUUAUGUAAAUAAGGUAUUUCAGUUGUUCAGUUUCAGUUGCAAAAUGUGGAAAACGUCAAGGGGUCUGAAUACUUUCCGAAGGCACUGUAUACUUGUUUGAGUGGUUUGUUUCUUGUUUGAUGAUGUGUUCUCUUGUUAGUCUUUAUCAUAGCAAUAAAAGCUAUUGCUUGUAGAGAGAGGGGGUGAGAGAGGGAGAGCAAAAUAGAUCGACAGAGAGAAAGAGAGUGAUGAAAGAGGUGGAGUGAAAGUGACUCACUCACCAGUAUUUUUCAUUCCCUUCUUUGUGGCUUCUCCAUGGAUCUACAGGAACCUUCCGUGACCCAAGUAUGUCCACGUCUAUAAACCUUAAUGUUACUAUCAGUGUGUAUUAUAGUGUUUGCUGUAGAUACUACACAAAUAUUACAUUUUCUCCAAAUAAUGUAAUGUUUAAGUCAUAAUUCUAUUUAAUAACUCCUAUGUGUUGUGUGUACUGUGUGUUUGUCCAGAGAAUACUCUGUGUAAGGCCCGUGACCCGUGUGGUAUGGACACCCUGCCCCUCAAUGGUAACUUCAACAACAGCUACUCCCUCCGCAGCGUGGGGCCGGGGGGCGGCGGCGGGGGCAGCUGUGACUUCCUGGGCGGGGGCAUGGGGGGUGCAGACAGCCCCCCUCCACUCCUCAACCCCCGCGGAUCUGAGACCCUGGGUGGGGACGGAAUACGGCGCAACCUGUCUGACGCGGCUGCCUUCGAGAAGAUGAUCAUAUCUGAGCUGGUCCACAACAACCUGCGUGGGGGAGGAGCUGGGGGCGGGGAUAGGGUCUGUGGUAGUCUCGCAAGGGGCCCUCCUCACGGCGGAGUGGGCCGAGGCGGGGGAGUAGCUGUGCCAGAGCCGAGCAUCAGCCUGGACGACAAUGAGGACUUCCUGUCCAGAGAAGGCGGGCGCCAGCGGACGCCGCAGGACGUGGAGCUGCUCUACAAAGCCCUGGAGGAGCCGCUGCUGCUGCAGAGAGCCCAGUCUGUCCUGUACCAGUCUGACCCCGAGGAGUCAGAGAGCUAUACGGCUGACCUCACAGAGAGCCUGGGCCACAGCGGCCACAGUGGGCACAGCGCCGGAGGCCAGGGGUCUGGGGGACAGGGGCCUGACUCGCCCUGCCAGGGACUCCCUGUACACCAGCAUCACCAACCUGCGAGACUCGCCCUACCCAGACAGCAGCCCCGAGCCCCUGGAGGUGGUGCCCCGCUCGGCCCAGCCCCCUGAGGAGCUCUAUUACAGCUCUGGGAGGCCCGCCCUGGGGUCUCGAGGAGCCCCCAUGCAGACCUUCUACCAGGCCCCGCCCCCCAGGAGGCCCAGUAGGGAGGGGGAGGGGCACCCCGGCCAGGAGCCCGCCCACAGCGAGGGAGAUGGACAGAUGCAGCUGGUCACCAGC
Molecule: messenger RNA, 29612 nt
Organism: Coregonus sp. 'balchen'
Lineage: Eukaryota; Metazoa; Chordata; Actinopteri; Salmoniformes; Salmonidae
Source: the annotation of a GenBank genome assembly